Messenger RNA from Synchiropus splendidus (mandarinfish), 5984 nucleotides. It is a transcript of the gene map3k4, whose product is annotated as mitogen-activated protein kinase kinase kinase 4. The record is from RefSeq and is a predicted model, not a curated record. The coding region runs from base 188 to 4936 and encodes 1582 amino acids. Gene Ontology annotation, biological process: MAPK cascade; protein phosphorylation. The transcript has 27 exons. Lineage: Eukaryota; Metazoa; Chordata; Actinopteri; Syngnathiformes; Callionymidae. Gene Ontology annotation, molecular function: protein kinase activity; ATP binding.
UGAGCUUUGGAAAGAUGGCGACAGCGUUUGCACAACCGAGAGUCUACUGUGCCGGCGGACCGAAAGUGCUUCUUAUGGAAUAACAUCCGCCGUUUUUGCAAAGAUUUAAUGGUGCAAAGUAUGUCUAACGGUGCUUAGACAUGUUUCAGCCCAUGCACGGUCGGGAUUAAAAAGCCACUGCCUCGUUAUGGAGCCUCCGGAUCGCAACAAGCCCAGCAGGCGGGAGAACAGGGUGGAGGAUGAAUCGCAACCGAAUUGCGAUUUGGAUGAAUCCUGGGACUCUCCCAGUGACGAUGAAGAAGAGGUUGCGUAUGGUGCAUCGCCUCCAAAUACCCCCCGUCAGAUGAAGCGCAUGUCGAGCAAGCAUCAAAAAAACAGCCAAACAAAGGGUUCUGGUCGAUCACCAAACAGUAAAGCAGACUUCAGCUCUUCUGCACUGAAAGAGUUUACCCGACCUAUGGAAACACCAGAGGAACACAGCUACAGACUGGGCAAGAAACAGAGAUCGACCCAGCGGACUACAGAGAGAGACCACAAAAACACCUUUGAGGGCUCAUUCAUGCUGGAUCCGCUUUCUAAAAGUCCCUUCGGCGCCCUCAACAUGGAUCCCAGGAAGCAUUACUUGAGCUUGGGCUGCAGCAGUUGCAAGCUUCCUGUCUCGAUGCCUCACAUGCGGACCCAUCGGCAAAGCUCGAGGACAGACUGUCCUGCAGACCGCCUUAAGUUCUUUGAAACACUCAGACUGUUGCUCAAGCUCACGUCUAUGUCCUCCAAGAGGAAGGAGAAAGAGCAGAGAGGCCCGGAGAACAUGGCCUUUAUGGGUCAUAAUAACGAAGUUAUUUGGUUGGAGCUGCAAGCGUGGCACGCUCGCCGCUCCACCAGCGAUCAGGACCUUUAUCUUUUCACAGCACGCCAAGCCAUCCCCGAUAUUAUUGAGGAGGUGCUGCAAUUUAAAGUGAACUAUGAUAGCCUUCGACUGGCCUCAAGUUCAGGGCCACAAGUAUCUCAUUGCGACUGUCCAAAUGUAGAGAAUACUGGACUUGAGAAUCCACCUGCUGUAGUGGAGACGAACCACUGUGCGGUAGAUCCCUGGUGCUUCAGUGCUGCCUCCAUGACUGGACUGAAUGCUGCAGAACCUCUGGGUUCCAGCACAGAGUGCAGGGAACAUCUACAGCGGCAGAGGCUGGCGUUUGAGCAGGUCAAACGGGUAAUGGAGACGCUGGAGUCUGUGGAAGCACUGUACCCCUCUUUGCAAGCCCUGCAAAAGGACUACGACAAGUACGCAGCUCGGGACUUCCAGGGCAGAGUGCAGGCGCUCUGUCUGUGGCUAAACAUCACCCAGGACCUCAACCAGAAGCUGCGCGUAAUGGCCACUGUUUUGGGGAUCCAUGACCUGUCUCGUAUAGGUUGGCCUGUGUUUGAGAUCCCCUCACCACGCUGCUCCCGGGGAAAUGAAGAAGAUGAGACUGAAGACGAGGAGGAGGAGAAUGAUUCGACCGCCACCUUCACUGCUGAGAGUGACGGUGAGAACAGGGAGGAUGAAGACGGAGCGGAACUUGCGACGGAAGGAGAACUGUCCACCACUCUGACUCCUAAAUUUGCCCGACUGUUGUCAGAGGAAGAGUUUCUUCCGACCGCCACGGCUGGAAGUGCAGAGGCGCCUGGAGGACGAGGCGUUUUCUGUCCCACAGCUAUCUACAGACCAUUUGUGGACAAAGCCCUGAAGCAGAUGGGACUGCGUAAACUGAUCCUCAGACUGCACAAAGUGAUGGACCGGUCCCUUCAGAGGUCCCGUGCGGCUCUGCUCUGCCACACUCCUGCUUCGGAGUUUGCAGACUUCCCAGACCCUAUGUUGUACAGCGACUACUUGCCGGAACUGUCUCGGCACGUCUCCUGCAGUGGUCACACUCCCCCUGAACUGGGAGCCGAUCAGGUCUCGUGGGAGGAUCUCCUGGACAUGGACCUUCCAUCGUUCAGACCAGCGUUCCUUGUGCUCUGCAGAGUCCUGCUCAAUGUCAUCCACGAAUGCCUUAAACUUCGACUUGAACAGCGGCCUGCCGGAGAACCGUCUCUGCUCAGCAUCAAACAGUUGGUGCGCGAGUGUAAGGAGGUUCUCAAAGGUGGCCUCCUCAUGAAGCAGUACUAUCAGUUCAUGCUUCGCGGCGUAGUGACUGACGCCCAGGGUCUGCAGACAAACGCCAACAUCGAUGAGUUUGAGGAGGAUCUUCACAAGAUGCUUGAGGUGUACUUUGACUACAUGCACAGCUGGAUCCAGAUGCUGCAGCAGCUGCCACAAGCUUCUCACAGUCUGAAGAACCUGCUGGAGGAGGAGUGGAAUUUCACCAAGGUCAUCACACCGUACAUCAGAGGAGGGGAAGCCCAGUCUGGGAAACUUUUUUGUGACAUAGCAGGAAUGUUGCUUAAGUCCACGGGGGAAUUCCUGGAUGCUGGCUUGCAGAAGAGUGGGAAUGAAUUCUGGGAAAGUUCCGACGACAGCACCGUGUCGGAUGAGAUUAGGCGCUCCGUGAUAGAAACCAGUCGAUCACUGAAAGAGCUGUUUCAUGAGGCAAGGGAGCGAGCAUCAAAGGCGCUAGGCUUUGCCAAAAUGCUUCGAAAGGACCUGGAAGUUGCUGCUGAUUUCACCAUCACAAACGGAGUGACUGGUCUCCUUGAAGCGCUGAAGAAGAGACACUAUGUAAAGGUUCAGAUUCCAGGCCUGGAAGAGUUGCAAGUUUUCGUCCCCUGCGGCUUAAAGGAUCAGCGACCACUAAUUCUGCAGCUACUCAACGCGGCAGCAGGAAACGACUGCUCCAAAGAGCCUGAUGAAAUAGUGGAGGAUGAUGCCUACCUUCUCAUGAGCAAGCACGAAGCUGAAGAUUCUGCAACUGAUUCAGACUGGGCUGGGUGGGAUGGAGAGCUUCUCAAACUGGUUCCCCAGAUGGAAACCGUCGACACUCUUAGGGCGAUGAAGGUGGCAAACAUGCUGCUGAUAGUGAUGCAGUCGGCUCAUCUGGUGGCUCAGCGAAAGGCUUUCCAGCAGUCCAUGGAUGAUGUUCUCACUCUCAGUCGGGAGCAAACCUCCAGCCAGCCCCUGAUUGCAAGUGCUCUGGAAGAACUGAAGAAUGAGGCGCUGCAGCUCUGCAUAAAGAUCAACACAGCCAUCGACAGAGUGGAGUACAUGUUCACCACGGAGUUCGAGGCUGAAGUGGAGGAGUCGGAGUCGGUCACGCUGCAGCAGUACUACCGAGAGGCCAUGAUCCAGGGCUACAACUUUGCAUUCGAGUACCACAAAGAGGUGGUGCGUCUGAUGUCCGGGGAGUUCAGGCAGAGAAUCGGUGAACGUUACAUCGCUUUCGCUCGCAAGUGGAUGACGUACGUCCUCACCAAGUGCGAGAGCGGCAGAGGCACUAAGCCCAGGUGGGCGACUCAGGGUUUUGAUUUUCUUCAGGCCAUUGAACCUGGCUUCAUCUCAGCACUACCAGAGGAUGACUUCCUGAAUUUACAAGCGCUGAUGAACGAAUGUAUUGGACAUGUGAUUGGAAAACCUCAUAGUCCUGUUACUGGUCUGUACAUCGCUCCGAGAAACAGCCCUCGUCCUGUCAAAGUCCCUCGCUGUCAUAGCGACCCGUCAAAUUCCAAUCUUUUCAUCCCGAAUGCUGAAGGUUUCAGCUCUCGAAGUCUCCCCUGUGACCUCCGGAAUCAACUGUUACCUAACGGCCCUCGGGCUGUCCCUCAGGGCCCUGAGCACACCAAAGCAGCCAGCAGCAACCCCAAUGAAGUCAGGGGUUCCAGUUACCACGAGAACGACCGCCUGUCUUCAGUGGCAGCCGAGUUGCACUUCAAGUCCCUCAGUCGACACUCAAGUCCGACCGAGGACAGAGAAGAGCCGUCGUAUCCUAAAGGUGACCCUAACACUGCCACACGCAGGAGUUGGGAGCUGCGGAACUACAUCAGCCAAUCCAAGGACAUGGCUGCCAGACAAAGCCCCAUGGAAGCCGUCCGUCGAUCCAUCCGGAAGUUUGAGGACAAGCGCUACGGCAUGAUGAAGCAGCGCAACAUCAUCGGUCAAGUGUGUCACACGCCAAAGUCCUAUGACAACGUCAUGCACGUGGGGCUCAGAAAAGUGACUUUCAAGUGGCAGAGAGGCAACAAGAUCGGCGAAGGCCAGUAUGGGAAAGUCUACACCUGCAUCAACGUGGACACUGGAGAGCUGAUGGCCAUGAAGGAGAUUCGGUUCCAGCCCAACGAUCACAAGACCAUCAAAGAGACUGCAGACGAGCUGAAAAUAUUUGAAGGCAUUAAGCACCCGAACUUGGUGCGGUACUUCGGCGUGGAGCUCCACCGGGAGGAGAUGUACAUCUUCAUGGAGUACUGCGACGAGGGGACCCUGGAGGAGGUGUCCAGGCUGGGGCUGCAGGAGCACGUGAUUCGGCUGUACAGCAAGCAGAUCACGACCGCCAUCAACGUCCUGCACGAGCACGGCAUCGUCCAUCGAGACAUCAAGGGAGCAAAUAUCUUCCUGACCUCUUCAGGCCUCAUUAAACUGGGCGACUUUGGCUGCUCGGUGAAGUUGAGGAACAACACUCACACCAUGCCCGGAGAGGUCAACAGUACACUGGGAACCGCAGCAUACAUGGCACCUGAGGUCAUCACACGAGCCAAGGGUGAGGGCCACGGCAGAGCGGCCGACAUCUGGAGCCUGGGCUGCGUCCUCAUUGAGAUGGUGACCGGGAAGAGGCCUUGGCACGAGUACGAACACAACUUUCAAAUUAUGUACAAAGUGGGAAUGGGCCACAAACCUCCGAUACCAGAGAAGCUGAGCACAGAAGGGAAGGAUUUCUUGGGUCACUGUCUGGAGAGCGAGCCCAAACGACGCUGGACCGCGAGCAUGUUGCUCGACCACCCUUUUGUCAAGGUUUGUACGGAUGAAGAGUAAAGCAGCUCUUCAGGGUUCACAAAAGGACGCACUACUGUACACGCGGAUGGACAAGAAAAACAGAACUGUGGAGGUGGAGAAGGUUAGACUGAAGGCACAUGGAGUUAAACUGAGGAACUCAUCAUUUCAGAUGACCUUGAAGGGUCACGUCUUUAUGCACCGGCCGACUGAUGGGCGACGACUGUAGAUAUUGUAUGGAUAAUAUUUGGCUUUAAUUCUUGUAUAAACAAUAUUGUAAAGUAAUUAUCGCCAUGUUUGUUCUGACUGGGACGAAACCUCUGAAAAGUCAUAGAGGAAUACUUUUUAUAAAGAGGGUUGGGGGCGGGGGGGUUAACCUAUGGCACUUUUAAACUGUUGACUGGAGGGGGCAGUUGAUAGAGAAGUGGGGGGUCGGUCAGUUAACCCUCACAGAAUGGAAGGAAAAACGUGUUUAACCUUUUAUGAAUUAAAAACCAUCCGAAUAUUCAAAUUAAUUUAUCUCAUGUCGUUUGGCGAGAGUUCAGCGCAAGGAAGGAUCUUGUUUGUCUGUCGUUUCUUUUAAUGCUAUUUUAUUUGCCUUCGUUGAGAAGAGCGUGUCGAGUGGAAGCAAGUUAAGUUAGCUCAAGUGGAGAAACUAUGUGGGGGACUGGGGUCCCCCCUCGCUGCUGAACACCACACAAACAUCCACCACGCACUCUGACUCACAACAAACAGAACUGGUCCUCUGCUGCUCUGACAGUGUUGUAUGUACAAAAAAUAUUAAUAAAUCAAUCUUUUAAAAGAGCUCACUGUGUUGGAUCUUUUGGAAAUUGCAACUGUUGUUUUCCGGAACAUGUCAUUCUGUAAGCCAAAUGUUCCAAUGCAGAACAAAAGUCACAAAUGAAAUUGCCUCAAGAUAUUUCAAAGAGCAUGAUGUCUAUUGCUCCUUCAAUGAUCAACCGAUCUAACUGAAAUGUACAUUUAAGUCCUCAAAUGUUUUAAUCUCUUGCCUUGAGUCAGUGUUUGCACCUCUGUACUUCAGCUUAAAUGUCCUCUGAAAGUCUUAAACUCAAGUAUAACCAGCCAUUAG